AUGGCGCCUAGAGGCGAAGAGCCGGCUGAUGACUUGGCCCGAGGCAUCGUUCCCACUGCCAGACAGUCCUUCCGCGACCUUUUCAUCUGGCGACAGCGUGUCGUCAUAUCCAACGAAUACGGGGAGACGCGCUGCAAAUGGAAAGACCCUGACCGCUUCGUCAACCCCAUCAGCCUGCUUGCGCAGCUGUCUGCCAAGAACUGGCUGUUCUUCUUGGUCGGCUUCUUCUCCUGGACGGCCGACGCCUUCGACUUCCAUGCCCUCUCCAUCCAGACUGCCAAGCUGGCCAAGUACUAUGGUCGCUCCAAAACCGACAUCACCACCGCCAUCACUCUCACGCUGCUGCUUCGAUCCAUUGGCGCCGCCUGUUUUGGCCUUGCGGGCGACAAAUGGGGCCGCAAGUGGCCCAUGGUUGCCAACAUGAUCAUCCUCGGGCUUCUCCAGAUCGCAACCAUCUAUAGUCACACCUUUUCCCAGUUUUUGGCCGUGCGAAGUUUGUUCGGCCUGUUCAUGGGAGGAGUGUACGGCAACGCCAUCGCCAUGGCUCUCGAGCAGUGCCCACCAAACGCUCGUGGCUUGAUGUCGGGCAUCUUGCAGCAAGGCUAUUCCUUUGGCUAUGUCUUGGCGGCUUGCGCCAAUCUUGGCGUCGGUGGAGGGACCGACACCUGGAAGACUGUGUUCUGGGCCGCCGCCGGGUUUUCCAUCGGAAUCGGCAUCAUCCGCAUCUUGUUCCCCGAAUCGCAACAGUUCUUGGACGCCAAGAAGGAGGGAAAGCAACAUGGCAGCCCCGGUGCUUUCUGGCGCGAGACAAGGAUGAUGCUCGCGCAAGAAUGGAAAAUGUGCGUCUACUGCAUCAUUCUCAUGACGUGGUUCAACUAUUACUCCCACACCUCGCAAGACUCAUACACGACCUUUAUGCUCACGCAAAAGGAGCUCAACAACGACGGCGCCUCGAGAGCCUCCAUCCUGAUGAAGGCGGGUGCUUGCGUUGGCGGCACCAUUAUCGGCUACGCGUCGCAGUUCGUGGGCAGACGCAGGACCAUCAUAGCCUCGUCCUUGGUGUCGGCUGCCUUGAUCCCGGCUUGGAUCUUGCCCCAAGGUGAGCGCGCUCUGAGCGCUACCGGUUUCUUCAUGCAGUUCUUUGUUCAAGGCGCGUGGGGCGUCAUCCCCAUCCACCUCAACGAGCUGUCCCCGGUUGCCUUUCGAUCCACCUUCCCUGGUGUGACGUACCAGAUUGGCAACAUGAUCUCCUCCCCAUCCGCCCAGAUUGUCAACGCCAUAUCGGAGAAGACGUUUGUGCGACUGUCCAACGGCCACCGCGUCGAAGCGUAUGGCCCUGUCAUGGGCGUGGCGACUGCCAUUAUUGCGGUUGGCAUCAUCGUCACCACCAUGGUCGGCCCCGAACGGCGUGGUAGGGAUUUCGAAAACAGGGUUGCGGGUGUGAAUAGCCCGGUUUCGUCAGACAAAGUCCUCGGAGAAGCGGAGGAUGAAGAGAAGGCAAGAGUGGCCGUUAAAGAGUAA
Molecule: messenger RNA, 1521 nt
Organism: Ustilaginoidea virens
Lineage: Eukaryota; Fungi; Ascomycota; Sordariomycetes; Hypocreales; Clavicipitaceae
Exons: 3
Coding region: 1-1521 (506 amino acids)
Biological process (GO): carboxylic acid transport; transmembrane transport
Cellular component (GO): plasma membrane
Molecular function (GO): carboxylic acid transmembrane transporter activity
Source: RefSeq, a predicted model, not a curated record